Salvelinus namaycush (lake trout) is the source of this 2834-nucleotide messenger RNA. Its product is annotated as glycosaminoglycan xylosylkinase-like. Gene Ontology annotation, cellular component: Golgi apparatus. Bases 43 to 1272 code for a protein of 409 amino acids. Gene Ontology annotation, biological process: protein phosphorylation. Gene Ontology annotation, molecular function: phosphotransferase activity, alcohol group as acceptor. The transcript has 8 exons. The record is from RefSeq and is a predicted model, not a curated record. NCBI's taxonomy places the organism in Eukaryota, Metazoa, Chordata, Actinopteri, Salmoniformes, Salmonidae.
GGGACUCACAGGUCAGGGGUGGUGGCUGAGGUUGCAGAGGAGAUGAAGUUGAAGCAGCGUGUGGUUGUACUGGUUGCCGUGCUACUCCUGUUGGGGCUUGCCAAACUUCUUCUGCUGAACGGAGGAGAGGAGUCCGCAGCCAGCCGACGAGACCUCAGAGCCUUCCGCAAGAUGGAGGCAGGCCUGUCUCUCUCCCGCGGUGCCCGUUUAACACACACUCUCCAGUCUCCAUGGGAGGUGGCAGGCCAGUGGGUGGGCCCAAGGGAGGUGUACCCUGAGGAGACCCCUGAGCUGGCAGCCGUCCUCACCGCGCUGGGCACUGCAAGCGUGGAGCGAGCAGACGUGGGCUACAAGGGCACCCAGCUCAAAGCUCUACUAGUACUGGACGGGGGGCAGAAAGUGGUCUUUAAACCCAAGAGGUAUAGUAGAGACUAUAUGGUAGAAGGAGAGCCAUAUGCAGGUUAUGACAGACACAAUGCAGAGGUGGCAGCUUUUCACCUGGACAGGAUCCUGGGCUUCAGGAGAGCACCCCUAGUGGUAGGGAGGUUUUUCAACCUGAGGACUGAGCUCAAACCUGUCGCCACGGACCAGCUACUCAGUACCUUUCUAAUGCAGGGUAAUAAUAGUUGUUUCUAUGGGAAGUGUUACUACUGUAGAGAGAGUGAGCCGGCAUGUGCGGAGGGAGAGAACAUGGAGGGAUCUUUAACUCUCUGGCUGCCAGAUGUCUGGCCGCUCCAGAAACAUAGACACCCCUGGGGACGCACUUACAGGGAGGGCAAACUGGCCAGGUGGGAGUAUGAUGAGAGCUACUGUGAUGCGGUAAAGAAGAUGCCUCCGUACGACGCUGGUCCCAGACUGCUGGACGUCAUCGACACGGCCAUCUUUGAUUACCUCAUCGGCAACGCAGACCGACAUCAUUAUGAGAGUUUCCAAGACGAUGGAGGAGCCAGCAUGCUCAUUCUGCUGGAUAAUGCAAAGAGUUUUGGGAAUGCAGCUCUGGAUGAAAGAAGCAUUUUGGCCUCUCUGUAUCAAUGUUGCAUGGUGCGUAUGUCUACGUGGAACAGGUUGAACCUGCUGAGGGCAGGGGCUCUGAGUUCAGCCAUGAGGCAGGCCCUGACCUUUGACCCCAUCAACCCCGUCCUGGCCGAGCCCCACCUGGCCGCCCUGGACAGACGGCUGUCUGGUAUCAUAGCAACCAUCCGGCAGUGUGUGGAGUCACAGGGCCCUGACAACACACUGAUAGAGGACCGCAUGAACCUGCCACACUCCUAAAGGAGGACAGGAGAGAGGGAUGGAGGAGAGGAGAGACCUGUCCCAUCCCGAGACGAGGACAGGAGAAAGAGGGAUGGAGGAAAGGGGUAGAGACCUGUCCAAUCCCUUGUGGAGGACAAGAGAGAGGGAUAGAUAGAUGGAGGAGAGACGAGGGAAAGGAGAAGCUGUCUCACCCAGAGAUCGAGAGAGAGGGUUGAGCCAUGGUAGGAGGAGCUGGAUGAUAAACCCCCUCCCACACUCCCCCUCCUCCUCUCAGGGCCUCCCAGAAUGGGACAGGAAAUGACUCCAGCAGCAGGAAGUGGUUUCCUCUACAAACUGUUUCCCUCCACACUAGAACACUUGAACCUAAUGGGAUCUAUAUCUGAGGAACUGUAUCCCCAAUGUCUCUCCUCUGCCUUCCGCACACACACACACACACCUCGUGCCAAACCCUCCCUCUCUUGUCCAGUAAUAACGAGGGAACCAAAGCCAUAGGACUCAACCCAGCGACACUCAGGAUAGCAGGGGUCGCUCACACAGCCAUAGCACCCCACUCCAUGUGGACACAACACUCCCAGCGAAAUCCACUGGACAGACAGUGGAGAGGGAAACUGGUUAAUUGACCAAGGGGAAUUUUGUGGUCAGUCUGAUUGUGACUGACAAACAGACGUGUCUGUGUCCGAAAUGACACUGUAUUUCCUAUAUAGUGCAUAAGGCUCUAGCCAAAAGUAGUGCACUGUAUAGGGAGGGAAUUGUGUGCAAUUUCAGAAUCUGCCAACUGACUAUGGGUGUGUCUCAAAUGCUGCUCUAUUCAACAUAUAUUGCACUAGUUUUGGCCCCAGUUUCUCAGACCUUAUUUCUGAAUUAAAAGCACUUUCAUUAGAGAUUGUUCAUUAAGCAUGCUUUUUUAGUCCAGGAUUAGACUUGAUCUGGGUCUAAGAAACUGGCCUAUGAGGUUUUAAAGGUUGGCUACAUACUCUAGGGCUUUGGUCAAGACUAGUGCACUAUUUUGGGAAUAGGGUAUCCUUUGAGACAUUACCAGUGUGUACAUAAUUAACUGUUGAAUAGCAUUACUGAGGGAGUAUAAUUAUGAGAAUUGUAAUAUUAAAUUAACCUAAUGUCGUGUCUGAAUGUGUGUGCAUGAGUGUAGGACAGGAGUCGGUCACCCCAAAAAACGUCCCGCAAUCAGUUUUGUCAAAAAAUACUAAAAUCACCAGGAAUCCUGCAAAAAUAUUGUGUAAUUUGGAAAAUCUGUUCCCAGAUAUUCUGACAAAUGAAAAGAGAUGUUAUCGUGUCAAUCUAAUCAAGGUAUGACAUUAUUUUCAAAUUCAAUCUCUUUGAGCUUAGUUGUGGUUAAUUUGCAGUGUUCAUUAUUAUGUUCUGCCCCCCCGACCAUCUGCUCCAACAAAAAUCAUCCGGCAGCUGUAUCUAGUUGCCUAAACCUGGUGUAGGGGGUAUCAUACUGUAGUUGAGUAUGCUACUGACGAUUUAAAGAGAGAAUUUGGGACAGGGAGGGGGAAGAUGGGAAGUUUGGGGCUGUAUAGGUAUGUCAUGUUUUCAACAUUAAAAAAUAUUUUUUUUAA